Messenger RNA from Phalaenopsis equestris, 1280 nucleotides. RefSeq names its product protein NRT1/ PTR FAMILY 2.13-like. Gene Ontology annotation, cellular component: plasma membrane. The record is from RefSeq and is a predicted model, not a curated record. NCBI's taxonomy places the organism in Eukaryota, Viridiplantae, Streptophyta, Magnoliopsida, Asparagales, Orchidaceae. Gene Ontology annotation, biological process: transmembrane transport. The transcript has a single exon. The coding region runs from base 1 to 1146 and encodes 381 amino acids. Gene Ontology annotation, molecular function: transmembrane transporter activity.
AUGGUCUACAUCCAAGACUCCCUCAGCUGGUCCAUCCAAGACUCCCUCAGCUGGUCCCUCGGCUUCGCCAUUUCCACAACCCUAGUGCUCCUCCCACUCCUCUUCUUCCUCGGCACCCCUCUAUACGUCCACGUCGCCCCCAAAGGCAGCAUCUUCUCCGGCAUCCUUCAAGUCUUCGUCGCCGCCUUCCGCAACCACCGCCUCCCCCCCCCCCCCCCCCCCCCCCCCGCCGCAUUCCAUAACCCCAUCUCACACAACCACCACGCCAUCACCCCUGUCCCGCCCACCCCCUCCUUUCUCUUCCUCUCCAAAGCCGCCAUCCCGCCCCCUUCCGGGGCCUACCCGCCGAGCCCAUGGCGGCUUUGCACCCUCCAACAAGUUGAAGAAGUCAAGUGUUUGAUCCGCAUCAUACCCAUCUGGACCUCUGGGAUCAUCUGCUUCGUCGCCCUCGGACAACAAUGGACCUUCUCCGUCCUCCAGUCCAUGAAAAUGAAUCGUCAUCUCGGUCCACAAUUCAUGAUCCCGCCGGGCUCGGUGGGGACGAUCGCCAUGUUAGGGUUAGCUUUAUUCAUCCCCGUAUACGACAUGGUAGUCGUUCCGGUAACCCAGAGGAUCACGAAGCUCGACGGCGGGAUCACACUAUUGCAGAGGCAAGGAGUGGGGUUGCUGAUAUCGAUUUUUUCGAUGGUGGUGGCGGCGGCGGUGGAGAAAAAGAGGAGGGAUGAGUCGUCAGAAGGGGUGGCGAUUUCGGUUAUGUGGCUGGCGCCGCAACUGCUGGUUAUGGGGGUGGCGGAGGCAUUUAAUGCGGUGGGGCAAAUCGAGUUCUAUAACCGACAGUUUCCGGAGCACAUGCAGACAUUGGCAGGGGCACUGUUCUUCUGUAGCCUGGCGGGGUCGAGUUAUUUGAGCAGUUUGCUAAUGGCGGUGGUGAAGAAGAUGACUGGUGGGGAAGGGAGGAGGAACUGGCUUGAGGAUGAUAUUGAUGAGGGGAGGGUGGAUUAUUUUUAUUAUUUUAUUGCAAUUAUAGGGGUUGUCAAUUUUAUUUAUUUUCUUAUUUGUGCGAGCUUUUAUAGGUAUAAGAGAAUGGGGGAAGUGAGGGAAGAGAGAGGUGAGGGGGAUUUUGAGGUUUGUAAAGUCGAGUCUUAAAAUUCGUGUUAUCGUGUAUCGCACGGCGGUUUAUCUGAACCGUUUUAAGGACGUGCAUCCAUCACACGUAAUAUUUUUUCAGGUUUUAGUUGAUAUAUUUAUGCAAAGUUUGACAAAUAAAUAGUUUUAUGUUA